This is a messenger RNA of Musa acuminata AAA Group (dessert banana), 2486 nucleotides long. Its product is annotated as polyadenylate-binding protein-interacting protein 3-like. Bases 379 to 2133 code for a protein of 584 amino acids. The record is from RefSeq and is a predicted model, not a curated record. Gene Ontology annotation, biological process: cytoplasmic stress granule assembly. The transcript has 17 exons. Gene Ontology annotation, cellular component: cytoplasmic stress granule. Gene Ontology annotation, molecular function: mRNA binding. NCBI's taxonomy places the organism in Eukaryota, Viridiplantae, Streptophyta, Magnoliopsida, Zingiberales, Musaceae.
UCGGGCAAAACGCUGUUAUCGCCCGUCCCCAACCUCGCCCGAAACGUCUUCAUCGUCGGCCCUUUUGUUCUUGUGGAACCCUAAAACACCCUCAAAUCUCUCUCUCUCUCUCUCUCUUCGAUUUCAGCGCUGAUAAGGAGCCGAUUCCAAUCCCACCGCCCUUCGAUUCGUCGGUUCUCCUCCGAGAUCCCGCCGGUACGAGGAGGUCGGGAUCUGUCGGAUCUCAACAGGAGCCUCUAUUGAGGUUCCAAUCGUUGAAGAUUCCAGACUUGGAGCAUAUUGUUUCUUUUCAUCUCUGAACAUGCAAUUAGCCUUGGAAAUUCCUCUCUCCCUCUCUUGACCUCAGCUCCAUCUAUUCUUUGCUUGGAAAUUAACACAAUGAAUUCGCAACAAGGCAGGCCAUCUGCCAAUGGAUAUAACCAUCGUAGAGUUGAUACAGUGACAGGUUCAAGGAUGGACAGUAAGAUGCAAUCAAGAAAGUCAGCCUUCCCUAGUUUUGGUUCAUCAAAUGGGAUCAAGGCAGGAAGGGUUACUAGCCCAUCACGGGAUCGACUAACAUAUGUUUUGACAUGUCUUGUUGGUCAUCGCGUGGAAGUUCAUGUGAAAAAUGGUUCUAUAAUCUCGGGGAUCUUUCAUGCAACAAAUGCUGAUAAAGAUUUUGAAAUUGUUUUGAAAAUGGCUCAAGUCGUUAAUGAUGGUUCAGUCAGAGAGCAGAAGUCUGUCCAUGAUACUAUCAAAACACCUCAGCCAAUGAUCAUACCUGCACGAGAACUUGUCCAAGUUCUUGCAAAGGAUGUGUCACUAAGUAGUGAUGAAUUUACCAGUGGGCAUGCACGUGAGAAGAGAAAAGACCUCAUGAUAGAUUCUGUUAUUUCUCAUUCUCAUCAUAUGGAGAUGGAGAGACAGCUGGCACCAUGGAUGCCUGAUGAAGAUGAUCCUGAUUGUCCUGAACUGGACAAUAUAUUUGAUGGAACAUUGGAUAGGAACUGGGAUCAGUUUGAAACAAAUGAGACUUUGUUUGGAGUUAAGAGUACCUUUAAUGAGGAACUAUAUACUACUAAGCUUGAAAGAGGUCCCCAAAUGAAAGAGCUUGAAAGAGCAGCUUCAAGAAUAGCUAGAGAAAUAGAGGGAGAGGAAACCCAUGAUUUUCAUCUAGCUGAGGAAAGAGGCUUUUAUUCACAUGAUGAUUUUGGCCUUGACGAGGAGAGCAAAUAUUCAGCUGUACGUAGGGAAGCCAAUGAUAGUGGAUUUAGAGAAAAAAAGAAAAGUGGUAAUGAAGCACAGGCAUCAUACGUUGAAACUCAAGCUACCAGUUCAUCAGUGGAUGAGGAGAUGGAUUUGCACUUUCUUGCUGAUAAGGAUUUAGGUCUCUCUUCUGUUAAUCAUAAUACUGAGCUAAUGUCCAAUUCUAUUUCAUGGAGUUCCCCAUCCUUGGAUGUUGAUAUCAGGCUGGAUGCAAACCAGAUUAAAGAUCAAGUUGGCAAGGAGUGUAUGGCUAUUCAGGAGUCUCAAGCAUCAGAUGAUAAGCAUCUAUCAACAGAAUCAGAGGGGUUAUCUUUAAGUGCCACUUUGUCUGAUCCUUCAUCUUGCAAUCAAGGAAAUAUAAUUACUGAACCUUCAGAUUCUCCGGUACUUGGCAAAUUACCUGCUGCUUCCAAACCUAUUGAUCCCCCUAUACAACUUGGUGGUUCUGCGGAACAUGCAUGUGCUGACUCAGCAUUAAGUCAUCCUUGUUUAUCACCGAGCUCUUCUUGUGGAUCAUUAUCUUCAGAUAAAUCAACACUUAACCCAAAUGCUAAGGAAUUUAAGCUCAAUCCGAAUGCUAAGAGUUUUACCCCAUUAUCUUCUAUGAGGCUGCAUACAGCAGUAUCUGAUGGAUCAAUUUAUUACCCUAGUAAUGCAACUGCUGUUCCACAUAUGCAUGGUCUGCCUAUAGGUGUGGGGGUUGGUCCAUCAUUUGGCCAUCAGCCUGUUCUUUACAAUCCUCAGGCUGCACCAAUGCAAUCAUCCCAGGCAUAUGUCCACCCUAGUGGACCAAUGUAUGGACAGCAGAUGAUUGUUGGGCAGCCUCCACAAUUUUAUUAUGUGCAGAGCUAUCCACCCGAAAUGCCACAGAAAGGCAGAAAAUUCUAGUACAUGAUUUGACCUCAAGCGAUUUCAAUGGCCUGUAAUCUGCGAUUACUGAAGAAUCGGCGAAAGAACAAUUGCUUUGGCGUGUCGGUGAAGAUUGCCGGGAUGGGAGUUGAUUGACUUCAUCAAUCUCGAGAAACGUUUUAUGAUAACUUUUCAUGAUUGUAAAUCCCUACAGAUCACAUUUGUUCACAAGACUUGGACAAGAAGUUUGGAUGUCAAACUGCUUCAGAGGCAGAUCAACUAGAUCUUCUCUGUAACAAUACCUGCUGCUUUGUUUUCGAGGAUCACUGGUUUGUAAGAGCUGAUCCAAAUAAACCGAGCAACAAAAACCAAAAACCUACCUUGGAGAUUCA